AUGUCAGCGCCUGCUAACGUGAUCGUGUUCGGCCCAACCGGAGAUGUUGCCUCCGCCGCUGCAUUAACAGCCUAUCAACAGGGUGCAAAGGUCACCCUUGCCAUGCGCGACCCCUCAAAGCCUAUUCCUCGAUUAAGCGGUAUCUCUGCGGAAAGGAUUCAAGCGGACCUCUCGAAACCCGACACUAUCUCCGCCGCAGUUCACCAGAGCAGCGCCAAGGUCGCAUUUAUCUACGCACUUUUUGGUGAAGCCGGCGGUACUGGCAUGCAUGAUAGCAUCGUGGCUCUGAAGGAAGCGGGCAUCGAAUCGGUUGUGCUGCUAAGCAGCUACACAGUGGGUGACAGCCCUCACGAUAGGACACCGGAGGAAUACGCCGCGUGGUUCCCUUCUCAGGUCGAGAUCUCGCUCGAGAAGGUCUUUGGCAAAGACCGAUUUGCUGCUGUGAGGCCAGCAUAUUUUGCGAGUAACAUCGUAUGGCUUAAGCAGGGCAUUCAAGCGGGAGAAGUCCACCAUCCUAAUCCAGGUGCCGAGUACGAUUGGAUCGCACCAGAGGACAUCGGCGGAGUGUGUGGAAUGAUCCUGGCACAUGGUGUAAAGGAAAACCCAGUUUGGCUGCUGGGCGCAGAGCAGAUGACACUUCAGAAUGCUAUAGCUACGGUCUCCGGUGUCUUGGGGAAGAAUAUCAAGGUGACCAAGAUUCCACGAGAGGAGGCUUUGGCAAACAUGAAGAGCACAAACCCAGAGGCCUUUGCAAACUGGUAUAUUAAAUAUAUCACGGACGAUGCGGGCUAUGAAUUUAGAUAUGCGGCUGCAGGGGAGGCUGCUGGUAACGUCCAGAAGUAUACCGGCAAGCCUCCGAUGCCGUUCCAGCAAUGGGUAGAGGGGAAUAAGGCUAGAUUCUAA
This is a messenger RNA of Penicillium canariense, 903 nucleotides long. RefSeq lists its product as uncharacterized. The coding region runs from base 1 to 903 and encodes 300 amino acids. Lineage: Eukaryota; Fungi; Ascomycota; Eurotiomycetes; Eurotiales; Aspergillaceae. The record is from RefSeq and is a predicted model, not a curated record. The transcript has a single exon.